AGUUGAUAUCACAUUCGCUACAGCUGAUUUGACUGACAACAGCAGCCGGUCUCCGACCAGCAGUUUCCAGUGAUAAGGUUAUGAUGGGCUCUAUUGUCGAUUGACUGAUAUGGGUCCGAUGGAUUCCUGCUGCGGUCUUCUUCUAUUGCUGAUUGACUAAAAUUGUUUCCAGGUUCCAGAUUUCUAGUUUGGGUUUUCGUCUCGUCGUCCGGAAUGGCUCGAGUUUCGGGAAUCCGGUUUUGAGGCGAGCAUCCAUUGAUCCCGUGCGAGAAGGCUGUUUAUCCAAUACUUGCUGCCUGUCAGCCAAGGGGCAGAACAGAACAGAACAGAACCGAACGGAACCGAACAGAACUAGCGUGUCCAUGGAUCGUCACGCCCGUGCCAGUUUCGUGCUACGAGAAUAGAAUUUUUCUGUCCCCCUCCUUGAAUCGCGCUUCAGGCGUUCAGUCCUCGACUGUCUCUACGUGGUUCAGUCCUCGCGAGAUCCUUAAUCUCCAAUGAAAAUAACUCACCCAGCCAAGAUCCAUGUCGGUCCUCGCGAGAUCCUUAGUACUCCUUAGUCUCCAGUUAGUGCUGUAGGUCUGUGCAAGCCAGGUACCGCCAAUCCCAGCCGCUUUCAGCCGCUUUCAGCCGAUUUCAGCCGGUUUUAGCCGGUUUCAGCCGGUUUCAGCGAUGAAUCCAGCACCGUCGAGCCGGCCAACGGGCCGGUCGGCAGGGCUGGGCCGCGUGGGGCGGAUUCGGCUGCUACUGCUCGCGCUGGGCGUCGCCAUGCUCCUCUCGGGGCUGCGUUUCGUGAAUCGCGCGACGAACCUCGUCGCACGGCCCUCUGGCGACGACUUCGCGAAUUUUACAAGUUUCGACAAGCGAAUGCGAGAUUCCUCUUCGCGAACGCCAACUGUUUCGUCGUCCUCGCCACUCGCAUCCUCCUCCUCCUCCUCCUCCUCCUCCUCCUCCUCCUCCUCCUCCUCCUCCUCCUCCUCCUCCUCCUCCUCCUCCUCCUCCUCCUCCUCCUCCUCCUCCUCCUCCUCCUCCUCCUCCUCCCGCUCCUCCUCUUCCCCCUCGUCCCCCGCCUCCUCCACUAACAUCACUCCCGAUACAAGCACAUCUUCCUCCUCCUCGUCCACUCCUGCUCGAAGCGCGCCUGCGCAAAUGCCUGACAGUAGCUCCGAGCUUUCCGGGGUCGCGGUUCGACCUGCUCCUUCAGAGGAUAUCCCAGGGAAAGCUGAGAGUGGUAACCAGAAUGGUAACCAGAGUGGUAACCAGAGUGUUGCAGUAGAAGACCCGGUAUCGGCUCUGCAGCGGGCUGUGAAGCCCGAGGGAUUCAAGUGGCCUUUGUUGGCCGUCACACCCACACACGCUCGAGCCAUGCAGGUCAUCUAUUUCAUCCGCCUCGCCAACUAUCUUCGCUCUCUGGGCCCCUUGGUGCUCUGGCUCGUCGUCGAGGCGCCUCUUAAGACAGAGGAGACAGCAGAGCUGCUGAGGGUGCAUGCGGGCGCGUGCCUGCCAGCUGGCGACCCCAACUGCCGGCGAAUCAACUACGUCCACCUGGAAACGCGGCGGGUGGAGACGGCCAAGUGGAACAAGGCAGUGCUGCAGCGAAACACCGCUCUGGACUUCAUAGAGGAGAGGCGGAUUCAAGGCGUCGUCUAUUUCAUGGAUGACGACAAUGCGUACCUCCCCCAGCUCUUCCUCGAGUUCCAGAGCAUUCAGAACGCGGGUGUUUUCCCUGUCGGGUUUCUUUACCCGGACGAGUACUCUCGGCGCAACAGGCACAUACACCACACGCCCACGGUAGAGAGGCCGCUUGUAAAGAGGACGGAGAGCGGCGGCUUGCAGGUCUACGGGUGGGAGACGUUUGAGUGGUUCAUCUCAAAGGCCAAGCGGAAGUUCAACGUCGACAUGGGCGGAUUCGCAUUUCGCUCUGAGCUCCUCUGGGAGAACCGCACUGAUCUGCUGGGCUACCCGCGCCACCCUCUCCGCUUUGAAGCCAGCUGGCAAGGGCAACUUGAAGCCACAUUUCUAAGCCGGUUGGUUCCAGAUGCAAGCCAUUUGGAGCCGUUAGCAAACGGAUGCACGCAAGUGCUGGUGUGGCACCUCCAUGUGGAGGCGAAUCGACAACACAAGUAUCCCAUCGGAUGGAGAGUUCCCCAACCAACAGACUUCGAGCGUGCUGAUGAGUUUGAUACCUGGCGAUUUAUUGUUGGUCGGCUGAGGCACCGAAUCAAGGGUCUGGGUCCUAAGGACAUCCCGUUUACAUAUAGACCAUGAAUGGAGUCUGUCAGAUUGAAUGAUUUUUUUGGCUUGUGUUAGGAAAUUCUUUAGGCUAUUUCGUAGGAGUGCUUUGAUGCUUUUGUUCUCGUUAUAGCGAACUAUUGUG
This is a messenger RNA of Closterium sp. NIES-67, 2377 nucleotides long. The record is from the annotation of a GenBank genome assembly. NCBI's taxonomy places the organism in Eukaryota, Viridiplantae, Streptophyta, Zygnematophyceae, Desmidiales, Closteriaceae.